This is a messenger RNA of Pristis pectinata (smalltooth sawfish), 2070 nucleotides long. It is a transcript of the gene hesx1, whose product is annotated as HESX homeobox 1. Gene Ontology annotation, molecular function: DNA-binding transcription repressor activity, RNA polymerase II-specific; RNA polymerase II cis-regulatory region sequence-specific DNA binding. Gene Ontology annotation, cellular component: nucleus. Gene Ontology annotation, biological process: forebrain development; regulation of transcription by RNA polymerase II; pituitary gland development. Lineage: Eukaryota; Metazoa; Chordata; Chondrichthyes; Rhinopristiformes; Pristidae. The record is from RefSeq and is a predicted model, not a curated record. The transcript has 4 exons. Bases 117 to 716 code for a protein of 199 amino acids.
UCAGAUGCUAAAACUUCCCAACUACACUACUUUAAUCAAUGACGUCGAAAAUUUCUACAAAUACAUGGGACGGGAGCGGUCGGGGCUGAAAGGGGACCGAAAGUGAAGAGAGGAUAAUGGCCAAAUUUCGCCCCCGAGAUCUGUCUGGCGACUUGAAAGCGCGCUCUCAACCUGCGGAAACUUGGAAAGUGUCGGGGAGAAAAGUUCCAAAAUGUUCAUUCACUAUCGAGAGUAUUCUGGGGCUUGAGAGGAUCAGCCCCCAUCGCCCGUGGGCUGAUGUGCUUAGCAUUGCAGCUUUUCCGGGGACAUCUUGUCCAAACUCCUCCGAGAGAUCUUGCGAUCUGCCUGUCAUCGUGAAGGAAGACCAGGGGAGCGACCGCGACUUGUGCUGCACGAAGGUGGACGCGCGGGGUGAGGAAGGCUUCUCCUCUCCGCCCAACUGUUGCUGGUUCCGAGGGAGAAGACCUAGGACCGCCUUCAGCAGGAGCCAGAUUGAGGUAUUGGAAGAAGAAUUUAGGCUGAAUUGUUACCCAGGAAUUGACGUUCGUGAAGAACUUGCGCAGAAGUUGGCUUUGGAUGAAGAUCGAAUUCAGAUCUGGUUCCAGAAUCGUCGUGCAAAGCUGAAACGAUCUCAUCGUGAAUCUCAGUUUUUAAUGGUGAAAAAUGCACUAAUAAGUUCAGAUGUCGAAAAGCAGAAAACAGGCACGCAGCUAUGAGAACUUGGUUAGCAAAAAGCCAAGAAUAUCUUAUGUACUUUCUGAUGCUCCUUUUUGCAGCCUGAGACAUGCGGAUCAGGAAAAUGUGUUUGGAUUCUAUUUUUUAAGUUUGUCUUUGCAGGUGAGGCAGCAGGAAAAAGUGCUGAAUUCAGCAUUCCCCAGGCUAUGGAGGGAAAUAAUUAGCAAAAAUAUUGUUUUUGAUUGCAAUUCAUUGAGACCUUCAGGCUUUACUCAUGUGUACUGAAUUAGGCUGUUUUGAUGCUUCCUGACUGAAUAGCUGACCUGUCAUCCAGGCGGUAGCAUCCCACUGUGAAUGUGCUUCAGGGCUGUCAGCAUCAGGUAUUGCACUCAAAGCAAACAAAAUCAAUUUGGUGAUUUCAAGCAGACCUAUAGAGGAGAAAGCAUAUUAGUUGGUCACCUAUUUCCACAGUUUGUGCAAGUUUGCUUUAUGCAGAUUGGCUGUCAUACUUUUGUAUGUUACAGCAAUGAAUUGUGCAAUGGAAGUCUUAUAGUUUCCAAUACCAAGGAAAUCCAGGACCCUCUUAUUCUCAGAGAAUUAUCCCCCUGGCUCCUACAAUAAACCCCAGUAGGAUGACCAUGACAACUUGACAAGUGUCCUUAAGUCUCUUCCAAAUACCUGUAUUUGUUAAAUUUUUCCAAAAAGGCCACACUGAGUGAUGCUGAAUUGUCCUGGAAUCUAACCGAUGUACAAUCAAUGUAUUUCAUUGGUUGCUGAUCCCUUUGGGAUGAUCUGAGAUUUUUGAAGGGUGCUUUAUAAAUGUCAGUCUUUUAACAACUGCUGAUCAAAUUAUAUAAACAUGUUUCUCUGUUCUUCUAAUUCUGGGACCACAUUGCUGAAAUGUUUGCAGACUUCAUAGUUUUGAUAUUUAAAAGUUUAGUCCUUUUAAUCAUGUUUUGGGGGAAGUUGAGGGAUUGGUGAGUAUAUAACUCCAGCAACUGGCAAUGGUGUACUAUACUAUAGGAAUCUGUAUUUUGAAACGAUUACAAACAAUCGCAAAGAUUAAAGUGCAAAAAAAGCUUCCGAAGAGAGAAUCUAACAGCAGUUUUGUGGAAUUAGUUUAAAUUGUAUUUCCUAGAUAAUUUGAGUGCAGUAGAAAAAUCUAAAAUUUUUCAAUGAGAAAUAUGAAGUGUACAGCUACCCAGUCUAAAAUUGGUAAGUGAUAUAAAUGGAUUGGACAAUUUAUUCAGUUUGCAAAACUUUAGCUGGUGUGAAUAGUUUUAUAUUGCAUGUUUAAAAGUUUUUUGGCUUCUGUAAUUGUGUUUGUGUUACCAAGUAUCUGUAAAAAUAUCAGUGUGUUGCAAAUCUUGUAUAUUUAAAAUAAAGAGUAUUAUA